Messenger RNA from Aspergillus steynii IBT 23096, 3573 nucleotides. RefSeq lists its product as uncharacterized. The record is from RefSeq and is a predicted model, not a curated record. Bases 1 to 3573 code for a protein of 1190 amino acids. NCBI's taxonomy places the organism in Eukaryota, Fungi, Ascomycota, Eurotiomycetes, Eurotiales, Aspergillaceae. The transcript has 2 exons.
AUGUAUGGGUCUGGUCAGCAGACGUCGGGCCCCUCGCAACCAGAAUGGCGUCGGCCUGCGACGACGCAACAGCGGCCCCCUCCGUCGCAACCUCCUCCUCCUCCUUCGUACAACCCAAAUACUUACGGCCCUAUGUCUACUCAAUCCCCUGUUGUCUCGGGAACAGGUGCAAAUAUGUCACCAGCUACAGGUGUGGACACGUCCUCUUGGGGUGUGCGAUACAAUAGGCAGCAACAUAUCCAAACCCCUCCCCCGUUGCCACCUCGACCGUCCAGCACCCCCGGACAUUCCUCCAGUGCGCAGCCGUCUACAGCCGCUUCUGUAGAUUCUAGCCAACCCAGUUGGACUGCUCCGCAGUAUGAGGUCCAGUCUUCUACACCUGAGCAUCAUCAGCAGUGGCCGACAAGCACACCAUAUGCGCACCAACAGCCUGUGGGCUCGCUUUCAGGCCCGUCGCCACCACCUCUCCCUCCACCCAUCCCUCCGGCUUAUCAGACUGCUGUAUCGCAACCAAAUAGUCAGCCGCCGCAGACUUCAACCCCGUUGUAUACGGCAUCCCCUUUCAGCCCACCGGCUGGUCCAACCUUUCAGCAACCCAAUACCUACCCUUCGUCGAGCUCAGUACCACAGUCGUAUCAGCCUGAGCAGACCCCGGGACUCGUAGGAAGCCCCGCAACGCAAUCAGCUUCGCCGAUGACUGCUCCACCAGUCCCACCUAAAACCAGCGCCAACAUUAUUCCAGCAGGGCCUUCCUCAUUCGGUGCCUUCACUCCUUCCGAUUGGGAGCACCUGUCUCCUCAUCCGGGAAAUGUCGAUGAUGAGAAGGUUUUUGGAUCCAAACAGAACACUGUCGCGCAUGCGGCAACUACCUCGGACUACCCACCGAGCUAUGCAACGGCGGCUGUGCCCAACCCAGCUUCGCAAUCUGUGGUUUCUACACCACCUUCGAAUGUCUCGCCCACCAUUCAGCCCGUGCACCCUCAAGAUACGACGGGAACGCACGACCAGUUCAGGGUUUCGCCUGUUAGCCCGGGAACUAGUCAGGAUACUAUACAUGAUCAGCCGCCGCCGCCGCCGCCUCCUAUUAGAGUGAAGACCGACGACUCUCUAUAUAGUUCUGCAUCGACCACAGAGGCCUCUGAAAGCAUUGACGGCGUCAUUGAGGCGUGGAAGCAGCCCCUACCUAUAGAUUCUAUGUCGCCAGAUGUCCGAAACGACGCGCGUACCUCUCCCGGACCGUCAACUCCGCUGAGACGGCUUACUCCCCUAGACAUUCCUCAAUCGAAACAAGAAGCGUUCAUUCCUCGAAGGGAUAGUCCAGCUCAUUUCGAUGACGUAUCGAGCGAUUUAAAGCCCCAACCAUCGUCACCACGCCCCCAGCAAAUAGACCCCUACGAAGACUUAGACCCCUGGUCCAAGUCUUCACUGGAGCGCUAUGUGUCCAUGCUGCGCAAGGAAGCGGUGGCCGAUUCUGACACAGAACGCUUUAAGAUAUUUACGGCUUUCAUUGCCAAGGAGACGAAGUUGCGCGAAAUUUUGUAUAAUGUUGAUUCCACAGAAGACGCCGCUGAAGCACCGGCGCCAGUCACGCAGCCCCCAGCUCAAGAAUCUCCUGUCACCGACCCAAUGGACUCAGGUCUCAUACCCGUAGAGACUGAAGAAAUCGAUGAUUCUCCGUCUGAUACCCCUGGAGAGCCUGAGGAUGGAAGGUACAGUCCAGGAGGACGCCCGAUCCUCCCCCGUCUCCAUACACCUAAGAUUACAAGCGUGCGCAGGUCGGCUUCAAACCCAGGCGGCCCCAAGUAUGGCCCGGAACGCCUGGUGCAGGGUCAGUUCUCGAGGUCGACGUCCGUGCCACCUGCGAAUGAUUCAAUGCAUAAACAAGAGCAUUCGCCUCUAACUACUAACCCCCCUCGGCCAAUCUACACCCCAUUCCGCUAUACCGAAGGCCCCCAGAGAGGCUCUGAUGAACUAUCAAUUCAUCUUCCAGCAUAUCAAGCAUACUCUGCCCUGCGACAGGCAUCUGCUGCCAGCGGUAGAGUGAUGUCGAAUGCUCCGAACCUACCCUCUGAGGAUACCGGAAGCCCCACCGUGCCAUCCUCGGCGACACAGAAUCAAGACGAUGAAACCUUCAUCGGCCUAAUCAGAGAAAAGAGUGUCGCGUACCGGAAGCACGCGACCCGGAAGACCUCCUCCCCACCGCCAUUGCCAUUGUCUCUCAGGCAGGGAAAGACUGCGAGUUCAAUCAAUGACCUGCGCUCUAUGAUCUCGUCGCCCUUGGCGAAACAGUCAGAAAGCCCGUGGCACAAGACCACUAGGAAGGGCUUGGAGUCGUAUUCGACCGAUUUCAGCUUUAUUCGGGAGGCAGUUAAAUCAUGGGAAACCGCGAGCCAAUCCCGCAAGGAAGCCCUGGAUAGCGAGCGUUUACAUCGUCAAGAGGAGUCGGAAAAACACAUCGAUGCGUUAUUCAACGACAAGGAAAUAGGAUAUGCCGAUAUCAACGUUCUGGAGGAAGAAUUUCGCCAGACAGAGGCUCGAGUUCAGCUAGAUGAAGAACGGCGGGAGUUCGAAGACUUCGAGGCUAACGUUUUCAAGAAGUUGGACAAGCGUUUGAACGAUGAGCUGUCGGCCCUUCGAACUCAGUACGAGUCAGCACUUGGUCAACUCGACCAUGAAAACAGCAGGAUCAAGGACUCCGUCACUGACAAAUACAAUCUUUCCCACACUAUGAAGGUCAUCAACGAAAUUUACCAAAAGCUCGAGGUCCGCUACCAGAAGCGGCUUGAGAUCGCCUUGGAUCUCGAGCGCCGGCGCAAGAAGACCGAAAGACGACCGCUGGUUUUUAUGGGAGAUUCUGCGGCUCUCAAGCGCCUGGAUAGUGACUUUGACGAAAUGGAAAGGCGGAAUAUUCUCGAGGCGGCCAAAGACCGCGAUGAAAGGGCCAAUCGACUGAUGGAUUCUUUUGAUGACGCGAUUAUGCACGGACUGGGUGAAAACCAGAGCCUCCUUGACGAACUCUCUGGCAAGUUGUCAAAAGUCGAUGCCGCGGCCAUCCGCUCCUCCGGAUUGGCAGACUCGGAGAUCGAGCAGAUGUUGAACUCAGUUUACAACGUGGUGGAAUCACUUCGGGGGGAUUCCGAAUCGAUUCUCCACAGCUUUGGCAUUGCAGACUCGGCGCUCAACAACGCAGACUAUCAAGUUUCGGUCGCCGAAGCUCGCUACUCCAAUGCCGAUUUUGACAUUUUCAACCAGUUGGAGAGCGAGAAGAAGAAAGAAGACGCCAAAAUCCAGAGCGACCUUCAGUCCAAGUUGGAGAGUGUUCGUGCUGGACCGGCUAAGAUCACCGAUACCAUCAACGAUCUCCUGAGUACAAUAGACAAAGGCCCCAUUGUAGAGCAAUCCAGCUCGUCAGGAACCGCCACCCCGAGUCAUCCGGCCGAAUCGCUCAUGCCCGGCCCUCCACCCUCUGCGGUUGUCCCUCGAAAGUCGGAAGAAGACACGGCGCAUCAGGAACGACUUCGAAGAGCCCUGGAGGACGCGAAGAAGAGAAACGCCGCCCGACGUAACCCUUGA